Molecule: messenger RNA, 915 nt
Organism: Synchytrium microbalum
Lineage: Eukaryota; Fungi; Chytridiomycota; Chytridiomycetes; Synchytriales; Synchytriaceae
Exons: 7
Coding region: 1-915 (304 amino acids)
Biological process (GO): regulation of gene expression; protein phosphorylation; signal transduction
Cellular component (GO): cytoplasm; cyclin-dependent protein kinase holoenzyme complex; nucleus
Molecular function (GO): cyclin-dependent protein serine/threonine kinase activity; cyclin binding; ATP binding
Source: RefSeq, a predicted model, not a curated record
AUGUUGGGAGCCCCAUCGUCAACCGCAAAUAUAUGGAUGAGCUACGAAAAGCUCGAGAAGCUAGGGCAAGGAGUCUACGGCAAAGUCUACAAGGCCCGAGACCGUCGUGAAUCCACCACUGUUGCAGUCAAGAAAACUGCAUUCGAACGUGGUGGUGUUUCUGCUACAACUGUACGCGAAGUAGCAUUAUUGAAAGGUUUAAAUCAUAUUAAUAUUGUCAAAGUGCUGGACGUACAAACCUUUAAUGAGAAGCCAUUCGUGUACAUGGUGCUAGAAUAUGCUGAUACGGAUUUAAAUCAGUACAUUAAAACGUUUCGGACUGAGAGUGCUGGGUUACCGCAGUCGGAUGUCAAGCAUUUCCUGAAACAAUUAUUGGAUGGAAUAGCACAUUGCCAUGGUCGGAGGACUCUGCAUCGAGAUCUGAAACCUAGCAAUCUGCUAGUGACGAGUGACAAGACACUAAAGAUUGCAGAUUUCGGGUUAUCGAGAUGCUAUUCUAUUCCUGGCAAGGCAUACUCGCCAGAGGUCGUAACGGUACUAUACAGAGCACCAGAACUAUUACUAGGACAACGUGAAUACUCCAUGGCUGUGGACGUAUGGUCUAUUGGAUGUAUCUUUGCUGAAAUGGUUCGAGGACAACCAUUGUUCUGGGCUGAUAGCGAACAAGCAACCCUCCACGAACUGUUUAGAAAGCUCGGAUCGCCAACAGCUGACGAUUUCCCAUUCGAACUCAAUCAACCACUUCCUGCACAGAAUCGAUCACCUGAGCAAACAUUGGACAAGUAUGUUACUGGGUUGGAGCCUGCUGGUGUCUGGUUGUUAAAGGAUAUGCUAGAGUACAAUCCUUCGAGGAGGAUACGAGCGCAUAGAGCGGCUCAACAUGCCUUCUUCUUCCAGCAACAACAGCAGCAAUGA